This is a messenger RNA of Thunnus maccoyii (southern bluefin tuna), 855 nucleotides long. RefSeq names its product inosine triphosphatase (nucleoside triphosphate pyrophosphatase) (gene itpa). Gene Ontology annotation, biological process: nucleoside triphosphate catabolic process. Gene Ontology annotation, cellular component: cytoplasm. NCBI's taxonomy places the organism in Eukaryota, Metazoa, Chordata, Actinopteri, Scombriformes, Scombridae. The coding region runs from base 49 to 645 and encodes 198 amino acids. The transcript is spliced from 8 exons. Gene Ontology annotation, molecular function: nucleoside triphosphate diphosphatase activity. The record is from RefSeq and is a predicted model, not a curated record.
CGGUAGUACUCGGUCCGUCAUUCUUAAGUCUUCCGGGUGUCCGUCAUCAUGGCUGUGCCUGCUGGAAGGUCUGUGGUUUUCGUGACUGGAAACGCCAAAAAACUAGAAGAGGUCAUUCAGAUCCUCGGAGACAAGUUUCCCUACAAACUAAUCUCAAAAAAGAUUGACUUGCCUGAAUACCAGGGAGAGCCAGAUGAAAUUUCCAUACAGAAGUGUAAAGAGGCUGCACGUCAGGUUGAUGGCCCUGUCAUAGUGGAGGACACCUGUCUGUGUUUCAAGGCGUUGGGAGGCUUGCCUGGUCCUUAUAUAAAAUGGUUCCUGGAUAAACUCAAACCAGAAGGCUUGUACAAACUUCUUGCUGGGUUUGAGGAUAAAUCAGCGUGGGCUCUCUGCACGUUUGCAUUCACUGGUGGGAAAGACGAACCGGUAGAGCUCUUCAGAGGGAUAACACAGGGGCACAUUGUGGAACCCAGGGGACCUCGAGACUUUGGAUGGGAUCCCUGUUUCCAGCCAGAGGGAUAUGACAAAACCUAUGCUGAACUGCCCAAAGAGGUGAAGAACACAAUCUCUCACCGCUACAGGGCGCUGGCUGCCAUGGCUGAGCACUUCUCACCACAGAGCAAGAGGAAGAAGCUGGAGCAUUGAGUUGUUAUUUUAGGCCAACUUCAGGCUCUGGAGCAGAAUAUAUUAAACCUCACUUCAUCAGAUAUAAUGAUACAGAACAUGACGGUUGUGACAGAUAACAGAUGUGUGAUCACAACAUCUAGUUAUAGAGUCUGUAGUAAAAAAGGUGCUGUAUAAUAUCUGUUUUCUGUUGCGUAUUUUUAAUAAACUUUUUGUUAAUUUGUAAACAAA